CUGGGCCUCAAGAGCUUUAGCAUCUCGACGUUUGAAUGGAUGGCCCGGCUCUGGGUCGACGACUACUGGUUCUCGACGCUGGACACGGUGCUCCGCACCAUCGAGGCCCUGCCGCUCGACGGGUGCGGCGAGCCCGGGCAGGCCGACUGGCACCAGUUAGCAACAGGUCUCAGAGGGGUCGGCCGACCACAGGACGCAGUGGAAUCCUUCUUCUUUGAGGACGAGGGCGGCCGUCGCGCCCGGCGGGACCGAGGCCUACUCGCAUCCCUAGACGACGUCAGAUAUAGCGCCGUGUGCGAGGCUAUUGCGGCCGCUCCCGAGCUCGCCUUCCCCGACCUACGGCGCUUCCUCCGCACUAAGAAGACCGACGCGCAAACGGCAAACAAGCCAUUACUACGGGAGCACCUACUAGACGCGCUCGGCAAGAUCGGCCGGUCUCGCGGCGUCAAAGGCCACACCGCCUCAGCAGCGGCGGCGCAACAGCUGCAGCAGCGCGUGCUCGACUUCGUCCGGGACCACAUCAACGAGUUCACCACAACGGAGGAGGCCAAGACGCUUAUCAACGACAGUGUGUCACUCGCCCGCCUCCUGCGCCUUGUGAGGCGUGUCACCGACGUAGACGGCCACACACUCCGCCCGGAGUGGCAGACCGCCCACGCGACGCGCCAGAGAGGGCAUCAGGAACAGGUCUCGGCGCUAGUGCGGACGUUUUGCGUAGAUGUGUCCCGGCUAGCCGCCGACCGCCCCGGGCUGCGUGACGCCGCCAUACGUUCAGACCUCCAACGCAAGAUCGAGGCGCUCAUCGUAGGCCUCCCUAACGGCGCAUCAAUGCCAAGCAGCCGCGCCGCCGAGCCACCACACCCUGGCUCGGGAGGCACCAUCGAGGAUUCCAACGCCGGCGACACCGAACCCGCAGAGGGCAGCACCAGUGGCUAA
Colletotrichum karsti is the source of this 936-nucleotide messenger RNA. RefSeq lists its product as uncharacterized. NCBI's taxonomy places the organism in Eukaryota, Fungi, Ascomycota, Sordariomycetes, Glomerellales, Glomerellaceae. The record is from RefSeq and is a predicted model, not a curated record. The transcript is spliced from 3 exons.